CUUGUAUCGUCGCAGCGCAGCAACGUCGAUAAUAACGAUAAUUACAUAGGGGUGAAUUCCAAGAGGGAACUACCCCAUUUAAGGCAGCGAAACAUUUUGUUUCCUUACGGUUAUUAGUAGCAUCUAAUGCUUCGAACGAUACACUUACUUCGAAGAUAAUCUUUAUUUUCAUAUUCUCACGUCCAAUGUUACAUUUGAUUGGAAAUAAUUCUUAAUAGAAUAGAAGAAUAAUUCUUCUUUUGGACAAUUAAAAUAUACCGUAAAAAGGUUCUGCUAGUGAUAUUGCGAAGACUGAUAAUAUAAGACCCAACUGUUCGAAGGUACUUGAUCGUUCGAUCUUUCCUAAGACGAAGUGUUAAGUAGGACAAAUUAUACCACAAAUAUUGAAAAUGCACGUACUACGAUGGACAUUCAAACUUUUCAUCGCCAGCGGAUAUUUUCUACCGCCUACGUUGAAGUCUCCGACGAAACGCUUUCUCUAUAAUUUAUAUACGGUCUUCGUGACGAUGUACUUGUGGAGCUACUCCCUCACGCUAAUCAUGGACAUUUUCUACAACGUGGAAACGCAGGACGAUUUGAGUGAGAAUUUUAGCGUAACUGUCACGGUACUUAUCACGAGUUGCAAACUUAUGAGCUUAGUCAUAGGACGAAAAACUAUCAUAAACAUAUUGGGUCUACUGAAGAAGAAGCCCUUUGUGCCGGAGAACAAUGGGGAAGUAGAAAUUUACGCGAAAUACGACAAUCUAAUCGAAAAAAUCGCAAUGUUUUAUACGAUUCAAAACGCAUUCUGCGUGCUUUCUUUAAUAGUAGCGACAUUGAUGACUGAUUUCAAAUUUAAAAAAUUAGCGUUUCGCGCCUGGUUACCU
This is a messenger RNA of Bombus pyrosoma, 866 nucleotides long. RefSeq lists its product as uncharacterized. The annotation marks the transcript as partial. The record is from RefSeq and is a predicted model, not a curated record. The transcript is spliced from 2 exons. NCBI's taxonomy places the organism in Eukaryota, Metazoa, Arthropoda, Insecta, Hymenoptera, Apidae.